Molecule: messenger RNA, 568 nt
Organism: Cylas formicarius (sweet potato weevil)
Lineage: Eukaryota; Metazoa; Arthropoda; Insecta; Coleoptera; Brentidae
Product: serine protease inhibitor swm-1-like
Exons: 3
Coding region: 86-520 (144 amino acids)
Source: RefSeq, a predicted model, not a curated record
CAUAAAUUUGGAAAGUAUUGGAUAUACCGGUUUAUUUCUCAUCUUUUACCUUUUCGAUUGCAAUUGAAGUUGUAAACUUGUGACCAUGUCGAAGUCGUUGAAUGUCGCUUUGUGGUUUGUGUUUAUUUGGCAAAUCGCCACCAGCCAAUUUUGUAAUGAAAAUGAAGUAAGGGACUUUUGCGGCACGGCCUGCGAGGAAACUUGCUGGUUUAGAGCUGAGAACUGUAUAGCGGUUUGUGUCGACGGUUGUUUCUGCAAGGACGGCUACGUGAGACUCAGCUUCGACAAUAACACGUGCGUGGCUCGAUCAGAUUGUCCGCCGAAACCACCGAGACAAUGCAACGAAAACCAGUCAGAACAGUGUCUGAACCCUUAUUGUGUAUAUACCUGCGCAGGAAAGCCCGAUGACUGCAUCGAGAUGCCUUCAACCAUUUGUACGACUGGUUGUUAUUGUAGCGAAGGGUUCGUUAGACAUAACGCAACUGGACCCUGCGUCGCCAUUUCCGAAUGCGACAAUUAAAUUACAACGGGCAUCGAGCUUGGCAUUUCAAUAAAGUCUAAACAUGAA